Messenger RNA from Coniosporium apollinis CBS 100218, 1110 nucleotides. RefSeq lists its product as uncharacterized. Gene Ontology annotation, cellular component: COP9 signalosome. Bases 1 to 1110 code for a protein of 369 amino acids. NCBI's taxonomy places the organism in Eukaryota, Fungi, Ascomycota, Dothideomycetes. Gene Ontology annotation, biological process: protein deneddylation. The record is from RefSeq and is a predicted model, not a curated record. Gene Ontology annotation, molecular function: protein binding; metallopeptidase activity. The transcript is spliced from 4 exons.
AUGGCCGAGGCAAACCCUCUUCUAUCAACCGCCCGUGCAUCCGACACCAGUCCACAGAUCCAGCUCCACCCUCUUGUUCUCCUCACAAUAUCCGACUACAUCACGCGGCACACGCUACGAAAACAAGACGGGCCGGUCGUAGGCGCGAUAUUAGGCCAGCAAGAUGGCCGCACCAUCACCCUGGAAGUCGCAUUUGAGUGUUUGGUCAAGGCAAACGACGACGGUGACGCGGUGCUCGACAACGAGUGGUUCAACGACCGGUUGGAGCAGUUCAAGGAUGUCCACAAAGCCCCCGCCCUCGACCUCGUAGCAUGGUUCACCCUCGCCCCACCUUCCGGCCCUCAACACACCCACCUCCCUAUCCACCGUUACCUCCAGACCCUCUACAAUGAGUCCGCACUGCUGCUGCUCUUCCACCCCACCGCCGUCCUCGAGGGCACGGCAACAGGCGGCAAGCUGCCCCUCACCAUCUACGAGAGCGUCACGGAGCCGCGGUCCGGCGCGGAGAAGUCGAGCAUGGAGAUCGACGCACCAGGUGGCGAAGGCAAGGAGCUCAGGUUCAGAGAAUUGCCGUACUCGGUUGAGACAGGCGAGACGGAGAUGAUUGGGGUGGACUUCGUCGCGAAGGGCGGGGGGAACGCGACGGCCGUGGAUACUACGAAGACCCAGAGCAGUGCUGCGGGGAAGUCCAGUAUGGGGAAGGGCAAGGCGAGGGCGGGAGAUGCGCAGGUGAAUGGGGCUGUGGAGAGCGAGAGCUUGGAGCUUUCGCCCGAGGAUGAAGAACUCCUCUCCUCCCUCACUGCAAAGCAAAACGCAAUCCGCAUGCUCCACCGCCGCAUCUCCCUCCUGCGUGCCUACCUCUCCAGCCUCCCACCCUCCUACCUAACCGACGCUUCUCUCCCCUUCUCCCCCACCUCUCCCACGGAUCCUCCACUCGACCACACAAUCCUCCGCUCUCUCCGCGCCCUAACAGCCCGCCUCCCCCUCCUCACCCCCGCAACCCCAACCGCCGCCUCCGCUUUCCAGUCCGAGACCCUCGAGCAGCGCUCAGACCAUCACGUCCUCCCUUGGAUCGGCCAAGGAGCUGGGUCGCAAAAGCCAGGUCGUUGA